This is a messenger RNA of Cyprinodon tularosa, 1144 nucleotides long. Its product is annotated as protein ALP1-like. The record is from RefSeq and is a predicted model, not a curated record. The transcript is spliced from 5 exons. NCBI's taxonomy places the organism in Eukaryota, Metazoa, Chordata, Actinopteri, Cyprinodontiformes, Cyprinodontidae. Bases 1 to 1119 code for a protein of 372 amino acids.
AUGAUGGACUGCAAAACGAGAUGUGCCCAGAGUGAACCAGCUGCCACAGCCCCAGUGAACAAGCAUGAAUCCGAGCCAGGUCAGGCAAACAGUCCAGAACAGACUGGCUCAAAGAUCCAGGAGUACGUAGCCCGGGAAAGGGUUCAGAUCAGAACAGGAACAGAUCAAUCUGUGCAGAAAAUGGGCCCUGAGGGAAAAGUUGAGCCACAACAGGCCAAAAAAACAGACAGGGCAACCAGGCCGAUGUACUGCCGGAUGAACCUAAAUGUUCCCGUUCUCCAGAUAUUUUUUAAUAAUGAAGACACCAGACCAGACUUUCGGCUGAGCAGAGAGUCUCUGGCGGUGCUGCUGGACCUUCUCUGCCAGGAGAGAAAACAUGGAUGGGGGGCCACAAUAGAGACCUUGGUCUUCCUCUUCUGGCUAGCGAGUGGGGCAUCCUACAGAGUGGUGGCUAGGGUGUUCGGGAUGCCUCGCUCCACAGUUCACCGCAUCGUCCACAGGGUUACUGAGGAGGUGGUGGCCAUCCGCCACCAAGACACAGAGAAACUGUUCUCCUCAAUCAUUUUACAGGCAGUUUGUGACCAUCAGGGCCGCUUCAUCGACACGUACGUGGGCUGGCCGGGGUCGGUGCAUGACUCCAGAGUGCUCCGGAACAGCCCACUGUACAGGCGGGCCAUCUACCCUCCUCCGGGCCACUUAAUCUUGGCAGAUGGUGGGUACCCUUGUCUCCAACACCCACUCCCCCUCAUCACUCCUUUCAAGCGGCCGGUACAAGGUGUGGGAGCCCAGCGCUUUAACAGCCAUCAUUCCAGGGCACGCUCCAUCAUAGAGCGUGCCUUUGGGAUGAUGAAGACGAGGUUCAGGGCCAUCUUCCUCCAAGCGCUGGAGGUGCACCACACCUUUGUGCCUCAGGUCAUAACGGCAUGUGCUGUCCUGCACAACAUCUGCCUGGGAGCUGGUGACAUCAUGGCCCCAGAGGAUGAAGAGCAGGACGACAUGCCAGAGGAUGAGGAGGGGGAGAACGUGUUGGAGGCAGUCAGUGGUGCUCCAUGUAGGGACCAGCUGUCUGCCGAGGUGUCUGCCCUGGGGGAGGGUCUACCCGACCACGAUUACAUUUAGAUGGCAAGUAGAAUCACAUUUUAGC